Molecule: messenger RNA, 5229 nt
Organism: Mixia osmundae IAM 14324
Lineage: Eukaryota; Fungi; Basidiomycota; Mixiomycetes; Mixiales; Mixiaceae
Exons: 5
Coding region: 1-5229 (1742 amino acids)
Source: RefSeq, a predicted model, not a curated record
AUGGCACGACCGAGUCAGAAGCAGGCGUCCAGGGCAGCAUUACUUAGCUCGCCGGCAUCCAAUACGCGCCGGUCUGCUCGGUCUAGCUCAGUCAUUGUGGAGGAAAGCAUGCCCGAGACUGCGACAAGCCGUGCUCGGUCGACACGCAAAGGCAAGAGCCGCAGCAAGAGCCAAUCUAACGACAUCUCUGACGAUGGGUCAGAUCAUUACACAAAGCCUGCAGCGUCCGUCCAAGCUCGCCCGAGACCGAGAAAGCGGACGACCUUUGAGGAUCUCAACAAAGCAGCUCCCUCUCCAAAGCAGGCUACCCUGCAACAGAUGGCAGAGAGAGCCCGGACGCGACAGAGAUCUGGAGGCAGCGACGUACCCGUGCAAGGUACAUCGCGUAGCACGGGCAUCAUCAUUGAAGAUGCAGAGACGGGCAAGGAGGCAGAUUAUCUUGUCGAUAUGCCUACUUUCGCAGACAGUUCGACCGAGGCCGAGAUGCCCAGAGCAUCGCGAUCUCGUUCAGAGUCUGCAGCAGACCACUACGUUGGCGCACUAGAAGACGACAGCAUCACAUUGCCGUCGCCGCCGCCGCCGCCUGUACAGGAAGAUCCUGGCAUUGCCGGGAUGCAGAUCAAUGAAAAAGGCAAAGAACGAGCUUCUGAACAAGACGAGGCAGGGGCGCAGAUUCUCCAAGAGCCUGUCGAUCUAGAGCGACGUGCAUCUACGCCCAAACGACCCAACGCUCGCACAAACGACUCUGCACUACUUGGCAUCAGACAAACGCCAGGUCUUGCUUCACCCUUUGCCUCACCGAUCCCAGGAAAUGCCCCAUUCAGCACCGCUCGGCGAAGUCGGACGGUCUCGAGUCACCUUACGGGCACGCCGCUUGUCAGAACAAGGGACAGACCCGGCUCGCCGACGAAACUGGUCACUACGCAUACGACUGACAAAUAUAACAUAAUAGCCCAGCUCGUCUCACCUGGCAAAAAGUCAGCUAAGAAGCGCGACGCACAAGUACCAACGCCGCCGAGGAGCAAGUCGUCAGGCGAAGAUCACUCUUUCAACAAUCGUUCGGCGAGCUGGCAGCUCAAAAGAGCUACCAUCUAUGACUCUGAGGACAGCGAAUUUGAUGCUACUGAAGACUAUCUUCAAGGCGUCAAUGCGCGUAUACCGGGGGGAGCCACAGUGAUUAAGUCUUGGCCAGUCGACGAGAACACUGUCUUCCUCCUCAAGAUGCCAGAUAGCGAAGACGCGCAGAUCUUUGUGGACAUAGCUGCGCUUGGCGAUAAUCCAGAGAGCAUGACAGAUGUCAUCAUCGAUCGCAUGAAAGAGCGUGCUGACGAUCAUACCUUCGAUGAGGAUGACUUUGACAGCAUUCGCACAGUCAUCGGACAGCAGAUAGCCCAGCUCGUUGAUGCCGAGAAGGAUCCAGACAUACCUUUCACAGAGCUUGAAGAUUCUCGCAAGCUAUCGCCUCCAAUCACUUCGACCGACGAAGAGGAGCUUGGCCGCGCAGCUCGCAAAGCUCGUCCGAGGGCCAACAGCCUGCGGGAUUCCGACGCCUACGUGCCACGCGUUCCUGUUCGUCAAUCUCCGCGUGUUUACCACAGGCCACCAACUGUUCCCGAGCCGCCGGAAGAGGAUUCGCUUAGCGCUCAGAAAAAGCCUCGUAGCAAGCGCAUACCUAAGGCAGCCCGCACAAUUGCCUCACCUGUACCAUCCACAGGGCGGCAUGAACGUCAUCCGCUGCACGAGGUCCGCGAUGCCAGUCUCGACAAUAUCCUCGAUGGUAUCAAUGACGACGAGAACGAUCUAGUGCCUCUUCCGCACUCUCAGCGCGACGAACGCGAUGACUAUGGCGGCUACGAACCGGAUCCAUUCGAUGAUGGUCCAAUUGUCAUGCGAUCUGAAGACGAGGAGGAGCAGCUUGAAGACUACGGAGAGCCUUUGCGCGAUCAGGAUUCGGCUUCACCGGAGCCCGAGCCUGAGCCAGUCCAACCCUUCAUGCCUCCGGAUGCGCUGCUUGCACCACUGGAUCAGCCUACCACAGACUCUCAGCGCUCUGCGCCGCUACAGAGUAUGCAGGAUCCAAUGCUUCAGACAGAGGCCGGCAUGGUAGCUGCUGGAGCUAGCGCAACAGGAAUUCCUAUAUCCUCUACGGGAGUUGAGCGCUCGCCGCCUGCGAUACAAUCGCCCGCAGAAGCCCUGAACCUCGCAUUUCCCGGUCAGGAGCGUCAAGAUCUGACAGAGCCGCCCCGAGCAUCCACGCCAAUCGCGGAAGAUCUGGACAAGUCCAUGGAAUACGUUUGGAGCCCGGCAAAUUCGCCGAGUGCGGCACCGCCGCCUGCCCCUACAUCUCCGCUUGCCGCUUCCUCUAAACAGUCUUCGCCUGAAGCCGAGCAGCCUAGUCCUCAAGCCCUGUUGCCAGCACUCAUCAGACUGCCUCAAGUAGAGCGCGCAACGCCGGCAAGAUCCCCCUCGCGCGCAUCUCCAAGCCCAGUGACCGAACCUUCACCUAUCAUCAAAGCUUCGCCCGUCAGACCAACUCGCUUCGCUCGUUUUAGCCCAUCGCCUCAGCGGCAGCCGAACCCGCGCGAGGCUAACGCACAAGCCGGUCAAUCGACCCCGAAGAUAUACAGGCCGCUCGAGCGGGAAAUCCUCACGACCCCUGGCCGCAUCGUUCAGCUUAUCGAGAAAAGCGUCGAUACAGGCGAUUUGCUGUUGAGUUCAACAGAAGUUGAAGCCAAGUUGGAGCCGUUCACGCCAAUCAAGCGUGAAUACGUAGCAGGCACUGCCUCUGUCGAUCUUCGCAGGCGGCCUCUCGAAAGCCUAGCAGAUUUCUUUGUGGACUUUGAGCCGACGCCCCGGCGUACGCCCUAUCGUCGCGGCAUGACUCCAGCCUUCAAAGCAGCGAUAGCGAGGUCGCCUGACAAAAUUCAGAUCAGCGAAAUGAACGCCGACUUCUCGCGAGCAGCUAUCGAGCCUUCAAUUGAUCAGAACGCUCAGUCUUCCGAUGACAUGAUGCCUGAUGAGCAGACAGACUCUGACGACACAGUAAAUGAUGAUCUAGAGGAGCCUAUGGAGUAUGCCGAACGAUCCGAAGCCCUUGCUGAAGCACUGGCACCAGGCGUACAAGAGCGAAUUGACGAGCACAGCGAGUCGGAAGUGCCCAUUGAGCUAGAGCUGCCUUACGAGCCGGAGCAAGAUGAUCAAGACGAAAGUUUCCGUCCAGAGGAAUUGGCAGAGCAAGAAGAUUCGAUGGAGCCGGAAUAUGUGGAUCGCAUUGAGCCCAUGCCGUAUCUACGAGACGUUCCGGUCAGUCGACCAAUCUUCGCAAAUAAGCCAAUUAUCUAUCAGCCACAAGCGCAAACGCCCUCGCUGAUACGCUUCUACGAACCGUCAGUGCCGGCGUCAGAGCCUCGACCCGUCCCUUCGGUCCAUUUGCCCGACGUCAAGCGUACUGCAUCCGUGGUCACUACUCCACUGGUAGCCGAGCUUACUGGUGCCAUGGCUUCACCCAUCUAUGGUCAAUCGAUGACAGAAGCCUUGCCCGUGCCUAUCCCAAUAUGCGCGCAGUCGCUUCCUGUUCAGGCGCCGAGGCAGACCAUAAGCCGCGAUCGUAGCAUGGCCGAGCCCGUCACUGAAGAUAUUGAUCUGGAACACACGCCAGAGAAUUCUGUCCCUGAGAGCGAAGCAAGCGAGGCGGAAGACCCUUUGCCACAAGCAGCGCUUCUGUCCCCAUCAGCGUCAGACAAAGAGACAACUUCUUCCAACCGAAGCGCUCAGCAUACUGAUCAUGUGUCCCGUACGAAUGUGCAUCAGGCCAGUAGCGAGGAGGACACAGAUCUGGACGAAGAGCCCAGCCAGGCGUCCGAGGCAGAGAUCGACCUGAUAGAAGCCGGCGAGCUCAGCGAUCAAGAGAAUCUGCCGGCGAGACCUCUCAGGGCAGGCCGUGCGCCUUUGCGUGCUCAGCCGAGUCGCAAUACGCGGCAGGCAGUAGUUGAGCCUCGUAUUGGGCGUGGCCGGCCGUCUGUUGAGAUGCCUCACCUGCAAUCGCCGCCUACAAUGUUUCCGCCUGCCCCGCGAGCUUUCCGGCCAACGAGGCAGCCACGCACCCCUACGCCCUUGAUUCAGCAGGCCUCGACGCAGCAUGCGCCAGCGGGCAGAGCAUCUCACAGUCGGCAAAGCUCUGCUGCACCGAUCAGCCCUUACAUCAGAAUCACUAGUAAUGAUCCUGCAGCAGCUGCCAAGGCAGCGGCAAUCCUCAAGAUCGAACAUUCUUACGUUAAUUGUGGCUGGCGGGACAGGAGUUCAUCCGAGAAUCCAAUGGAGCUCGCUCAGCUGAUACACAACGCCGAAGUGGAGCAAAGCAUGAUAGCUGAGAAUCGACGGUCACCAGAGAAGUCUGUUGCUUCUGACAGCCGUUCGAGGCGCAUGUCCGAUCGUCUGUCAGCUCGACCGCCUCGGCCGUUAGCAAGACAGCUCGGCGCACUGGGUACCGAGCGAGGCUGGACGAAACCACACUGGAAAGCGCUAGAGAAUGCCUACUUUGCCAUCAAACAAGAAAACGUGGGGAGCAAGGUUGGCGUCAAUAAGGUCGCAGAACGCUUUCUGCGCGAGCAACAGAUCCGAUUGAAUGAAAUAGUCGAUGAUUUCGCCCUUGACCAGAUCAAGGCGAGAAUUGAAGCUAUGCAUUGCGUCAUACGACGAAAGCGAGCCACGAAGCGCUUUCAAGAGGCUUUGAGGGCCCGGACAGUUUCGCAUGACGAAACGGGCGACGACUUUUCGCAUGCAGCUUCUGGCUAUGGUCGCGAGUACGAAGCGGCGAAAUCAGAAGCGGCGCGAGUGAGCGUCCGCUUACAACACUCGGACGAAAGCCACAGCUUUGAGCUCGAGCAGGAUGCACCUGCUCGGCCAGAAAAGCGCCUACCUCUGCCGCCACGUUUCAAUGCUUAUACUCGCCCUGCCCAGCCAGUGAUGCACAUGCCGCAAGUAUCCACCAGUCGUAUGACCCCUGCAAGCUCGACCCCACGACUCGCAGCGAGUUCAGCGAGAGCACAGUAUGCCCCCAGAUCGCCCGCAAGACGACCGCGAGCCGGCAUCAAGUCGCUCAUCAGCACUUUCGAAGGCAUUGCGCAUGCUCAACGUGAGGAUGCCGAGCUAUCACGCUCGCUCAAGCGAAGAACGUCUGACGAUGAGAUGCUGACUCUGCCUCGAAAGAGAAGCAGACAAGCUGCCUGA